Anguilla anguilla (European eel) is the source of this 1583-nucleotide messenger RNA. It is a transcript of the gene ap1m3, whose product is annotated as adaptor related protein complex 1 subunit mu 3. The coding region runs from base 155 to 1426 and encodes 423 amino acids. The record is from RefSeq and is a predicted model, not a curated record. Gene Ontology annotation, cellular component: clathrin-coated vesicle; clathrin adaptor complex. Gene Ontology annotation, molecular function: clathrin-cargo adaptor activity. NCBI's taxonomy places the organism in Eukaryota, Metazoa, Chordata, Actinopteri, Anguilliformes, Anguillidae. Gene Ontology annotation, biological process: intracellular protein transport; vesicle-mediated transport. The transcript has 12 exons.
AGGUCUCUGACGCCGAUAGACCCGGAAGAGUGUUACAGUGAGAAGAUAGGGAAGAAUAUAGUUCUCCAUUUAAUUCAUUUCGGACUGAAACUGUUUGAUCACAAAACAACAUCAAACCUUGCUUGAACGUUGUCUUCUAAUCUCAAUUGCGAGAAUGUCGGCGUCAGCUAUAUUUAUUCUCGACGUGAAAGGAAAGGUGUUGAUAUGUCGGAACUAUAUGGGGAACAUGGACAUGGGUGAGAUUGACCACUUUAUGCCUAUCCUGAUGAAGAAGGAGGAGGAUGCAGACGUCUCUCCCUUGCUGACCCAUGGUGCAUCACAUUUCCUGUGGAUCAAGCACAGUAAUUUAUACUUGGUGGCGAUGACAAAGAAGAAUUCCAAUGCUGCUCUGGUGUUUUCUUUCCUCUACAAAAUAGUGGAGGUGUUCAAGGAAUAUUUUAAGGAGUUGGAGGAGGAGAGCAUCCGGGAUAAUUUUGUGACUGUGUAUGAGCUGAUGGAUGAGGUCAUGGACUUUGGUUUCCCCCAGACAACAGACAGCAAGAUCCUACAGGAGUACAUUACACAGCAAGGGCACAAGCUGGAGGUAGGCGCCCCCCGGCCCCCUGCAACAGUCACCAAUGCCGUGUCCUGGAGGUCAGAGGGGAUCAAAUAUAGAAAGAAUGAAGUCUUUAUGGACGUUAUUGAGUCUGUAAAUCUGCUGGUUAGUGCGAACGGCAGUGUGCUACGCAGCGAGAUAGAGGGCGUUAUCAAGCUGAAGGUGGUCCUGUCCGGCAUGCCAGAGCUGAGACUGGGCCUCAACGACAAAGUGCUCUUCGAGAUCACAGGGAGGGAGAAGAGCAAGGCUGUGGAACUGGAGGAUGUGAAGUUCCACCAGUGUGUCCGCCUGUCUCGCUUUCAGAACGACCGCACCAUUUCCUUCAUCCCGCCCGACGGCGAGUCUGAGCUCAUGUCCUACCGGCUCAACACAACGGUGAAACCCCUCUUCUGGAUUGAAUCUGUGAUAGAGAAGUUCUCCCACAGCCGUGUGGAAAUCAAGGUCAAGGCUCGGAGCCAGUUUAAGAACCGGUCGACUGCGAACAACGUGUCCAUCAUGGUACCAGUGCCCAGUGAUGCCGACUCCCCCAAAUUCAAGACCAGCAUGGGCAGUGCCACAUGGGUACCAGAGAAGAACGCUGUGCAGUGGAACAUAAAGUCAUUCCCGGGAGGAAAAGAGUACAUGAUGCGAGCUCACUUUGGGCUUCCCAGUGUGGAGAGUGAUGAAUUGGAGGGGAAACCACCCAUAACAGUCAAAUUUGAGAUCCCCUACUUUACUGUGUCUGGGAUCCAGGUGCGCUACCUGAAAAUCAUUGAGAAGAGUGGUUACCAGGCACUGCCAUGGGUGCGCUACAUCACACAGAGUGGAGAUUACCAGCUACGGACAAACUAAGGGCAAGACUGUGAGACAAAUGAGUCUUUAUGCACUCUGGCACAUUUUUUGGUCCUGAAAUGGAGACACGGUAGAGGACGAAAGGAGAUGGAUCUGCAUCUCACAUGCUGCAGUCUGCGUUCAUGGGACUCCAUUCUGUGCUGGUUCACAAACAACU